AUGGAGCUAUUCCUGCUUGCGAAAUGCCCAGGUUUCCGAAGCAUAGGUCAAAGCAAGAAGUACGGUAGUGUUGAAGAAGUGAGCACGGAGCCGGGUGUUCUUGGUCUUCUUAGCUACAUCCUCGAUGCUCUUGUACGCUCCUCAAGCCGCUCUUCUCCUCGUGCUCAGCUCGGGAACCUUGGAUUCCGACAGGCAAGUGUGGAACGGUGGGAGAAGCUUUGCCAGUUCAUCAUGACUACUAAGACCAUCCUUGUGGACUCGCACUUUGAGAAGCCCUCCUCCCCUCCUCCUGUACUUGGAAGUCAUUAUGGAGGUGAGGCGAUAAAUGAAGACCUUAAAAAUAGAAGAGCAGAAAUGCUGGCUGCAGAGAUGGGAAAAAGCAUCCGCUAUGCUCGUCGAGACUUCGCCAAUCGCAAGACGAAGAUGACUGCUCUCCGGAAUCCGAAGGAAACAACCAUUGCAUCGAGAAGGGGGAUGGAGAGAGUCAUCUACGACUUCUACUCUGAUCUCUUCGACAGCCAUGUCCACUUGCCUGUCGGAAUCCAAGGUUCCUAA
This is a messenger RNA of Necator americanus (New World hookworm), 555 nucleotides long. RefSeq lists its product as uncharacterized. The transcript has 3 exons. The coding region runs from base 1 to 555 and encodes 184 amino acids. The record is from RefSeq and is a predicted model, not a curated record. NCBI's taxonomy places the organism in Eukaryota, Metazoa, Nematoda, Chromadorea, Rhabditida, Ancylostomatidae.